Molecule: messenger RNA, 2384 nt
Organism: Linum tenue
Lineage: Eukaryota; Viridiplantae; Streptophyta; Magnoliopsida; Malpighiales; Linaceae
Source: the annotation of a GenBank genome assembly
CCACCCAUUAUUAAAUCCUCAUUCCUUACUUAGCCAUCCAUCUACACUUCAGAUUGCUCCCUUCCCCCGAAACCAACAGAUCGAAUCAACACAAGAAAAGUAAUUUCUUCAGAAAGGAAAGAUAAAAAAAUGGAGGCAAACAUUUUAACACCGACCCAGAAAUACGCAGGGGCGGCUCUGUUUGCGUUGGCGCUUCACCAGUCACAGAACCACCAGACAAAUCCUUCCAACCCACUCCUCUCUCUGGACAGCGAGCCCAUCGGCCACGCCGACGUCACCACCGCCAAGACCUCCACCUCCGUCUCCGAGAAACCGCAGCUGUGGAUCCAUGAGGACUCCGGCUUGCUCCUCCCUGUUUUCAGCUUUCUGGGAGUGGAGCUUCAGGCAUGGGAUGGGCUGAAGGAAACCGCCGGAUCUUCUACCCAAUUGAGGCAUCACAUUGGAUCGUACAUGAAAUUGUUGUCGGAGGAUAGGGAUGGGUCAAUGGACAGGCUGGGAAAGGAACAAGCUUUGACCAAGAACGUUGACGCCACUGUCCAAGCCAUGGACAAAUCCCCUGCCUCCACCGUAGAUACGAAGACUCAGCAGAGCAACAUCUCGCCACUGGGCGUGAUGGCAGCCGGGCCGGCAAAUACACUGGUGAAGACCGGCGUCGUGGGGGCCGAGAUGGCCAUGGACGAGGUGAAGGUAGUGAGCUACCAGAGGAAAGUUACAGUGCUCUAUGAGCUGCUCUCAGCUUGCCUUGCCGAUAGUGUUAAAGACAACGGUAAAUUCUUCAAGCAGAGAGAAGGCUAUGACGCUCGCCACAGAGCUGCUCUCAGGCUUUUGGCCUGCUGGCUUGCUAUCAAUUGGAAUGAAAUGGAAGCAAUGGAGUCGAUGGUUUCCAGCUCCCUGAUGGAGCUGCUGGCGAAGGCAAACGAAGGAGACAAGACGGUCACCGAAGGCGCGUGGGAGAAAAGCAAGCGCGUGGGGAUGGUCAGCGCAGCCGCUUUGACCGGCGGAGCGCUCAUGGCCGCCACCGGCGGCCUUGCUGCUCCAGCAAUUGCACAUGGAGUGGCUGCACUCGCCCCGGUCCUUGGAGGUGCUCUUGCUAGCACUACAGGGUCUGUUGCUGUUGCUGCUUCAUUUGGAGCUGCUGGAAUGAGCCUGACGGGGAGCAAAAUGGCAAAAAGAGUAGGAGGACUCGAGGAGUUUGACAUUGAAGCACAUGGAGACAGUGCCAAUCAAGGCCGCCUAGGAGUUGAAAUCUUUAUGAACGGGUAUGUUCUCAAUGAGAACGAUUUUAAGAAGCCAUUUGAAGGCAUUAACGACAACAUGGAGAGGUACAUCGUGCGGUGGGAGUCGAAGAACUUGAUCGAGUUUAGCACUGCUGUAGAGGACUGGCUUUCAUCGAAGGCUGCAAUGGAGAUGAUGAAACAAGGUGCAAUGUUGACUGUGUUGAGCACGUUAGUUGUGGCACUAGCUCUGCCGGCAGCCAUGCUUGGAGCUACUGAGCUCAUCGACACGAAAUGGGCAGUCGCUAUUGACAGGGCUGAUAAAGCAGGACUGAUGCUUGCUGAGGUGUUGAUGAAGGGCAUGCAUGGCAACAGGCCUGUAACACUGAUCGGCAACUCACUUGGAGCUCGAGCUAUCUUCAAGUGCCUGCAGCAUCUGGCUGCCUCACCCGGUGACAACGGUGGAUUGGUGGAAAGGGUGGUUCUACUUGGUGCACCAGUUGCCAUCCAAGGCGAAAAAUGGGCACUUGCCAGAAAGAUGGUGGCUGGAAGGUUUGUGAAUGUAUACUCAACGAAUGACUGGACGCUAGGGGUUACUUUCCGUGCAAGCCUGGCCUCCACAGGGUUGGCUGGCAUUCAGCCCAUUGAAGUUCCUGGAAUCGAGAAUAUUGAUGUAACGGAUCUGAUUCAAGGACACACCAUGUAUUUGGCGAAGACGAAAGAGAUCCUGCAGCUGGUUGAACUGGAGAGUUGCUACUCUGUUGCCAACAAGACCUGCUCCAAGCCCAAAGCCAGCUGAGAAGGAAGAAAAAAAAUUCUCCACUCUAUAUGUUUGACAACUACUUAAUGUAUACCGUCCAUCCAAGAAUUGGGUUUUGCCUCUUUAAGUAAUGAAAAGUAACCUAUAUAUUGUGUCCUAGUUUUGCCUGGUGUGAGAGUUUAUUGACAAAGAUUUUUUGUUGUUUAACAGUGGGUAGUAAAUGGUAUGGGGUAAUUAAAAGUGGUUGCAAAAACAGAAAGUUAUAUCUAUGUGUGUAUUUCUACUUUCUAGCAAGCCAGCUUGUUUGGUUCUCUAUCGGGCCUUUCCAUCAGUUGUAAUCUAACGAGUGUUUUCUACUAAUAGCUCAAACCGGAAAGCCUGAUGAAAGUGACAGAGUAGCAAUUCAAUCA